Nerophis lumbriciformis (worm pipefish) is the source of this 2903-nucleotide messenger RNA. Its product is annotated as sesquipedalian-1-like. Lineage: Eukaryota; Metazoa; Chordata; Actinopteri; Syngnathiformes; Syngnathidae. Gene Ontology annotation, biological process: endosome organization; retrograde transport, endosome to Golgi; receptor recycling. Gene Ontology annotation, cellular component: trans-Golgi network; early endosome; recycling endosome. The record is from RefSeq and is a predicted model, not a curated record.
CGCUUCCCAAAGGUUCCGGUUUUGGAGCGGCCUGGGAUGUUGAAAUGAAGAUACAUGAGAAGGUUGUCUCCUUUUUUGAAGCCAGCAGCACACCUGUGGACAAAGAAGGAUAUCUCUUUAAGAAGGGCGACAUCAGGCCUUCCUACCACAAGCGCUGGUUCAUUCUGAAGGGAAACCUCCUUUUCUACAAAGACCACCCGGAUGACCGUGACCUCAUCGGAGUCAUUGUUCUGGAGGGCUGCACCGUCCAGCUGUGUGAGUCCGACGAGCAGUUCGCCUUCUCGUUGGUGUGGAGCGAGCCGAGUCUGCGACCCUACAAGUUCGCCGCAGAGGACCAGGCCGGCCAGGAGAGCUGGAUAAAGGCCUUGCUCUCGGCCAACCACGGCUACUUGGCCCUGCUGGUGAUGGACCUGGAGAAGAAGUACAGAGAGACGUUAGAUGCGUUGUUCAGUGACCCCGCCAACAGUGUCGCCACACCAAACCUCCUCACGACAAAAGCCGACCGUCAAUGGAACCCGCGGUCGUCCACAUGGCACGCAGCAGCCGCAGCAGUGUCCUCAGGCCCGAGUGUGAGCUCCAACAGGACCCUCCUAACCCCGUCUAUUCCCCCCAAGUCAGCCAGCAGGAGGUCACCUAAACUGUGGCCCAAGAGGACCGCCAACGUGACGCCUGUCGACGAGCCUGCCCCGCCUGCCGGGGACUGGUCAGCGGUGUGUUCAGGGACACAGGAGGAUUUUGAAAAAUUGCACGAGGACUUUGGAAAGGAAGUAAAGGACCUUAUCGCCGAAUGGUCAAGAAGCAGACAAGUCGGCAAAGCCGCCCUCGAAGAGAAUUUGAUAGAUUUCUGAGUGUCCAAAUACAUUUUUCUAAACCUCAUUUCAAUAUUAGUGACAGCAGUGCAGUAAUUUAAAAAGGGUUUUAUUUUACUUGCAUGUACACUUCAGCACGCACCUUGGACAUAUUUCCAGGUAAAGUGACAUUUUUACUUACAGAACGGUGCUUACCGGUAGUUAUUUUUAGCUGGGAUUUUUAGAUAUUUUAUUAUUUGAUAUUUAAUCUUUUUAUUCAAACAAAAAUGCCCAAAAUAUUCAUAUACCUGUUAUAAGUGUAUAGGAGAUUAGAAUAUACAACAUGACUAUUUACAGUAAAUGACCCAGGAAUGACAUCAGACCAGCUGCCAGAAGAUUUUUGACUACCUAGCUUUUUUUUCCAAUAGGUCCUUAAAAAACAGCAGCACUCCUGUCCGACAGUUUCUUUGACUAUCAUUGGUCUUUAAAAACAGCAGGGACCUCCUGUCAUUAAGAAAAUCUUUGACUAGCAUUUUUUUUUUUUUGCACUAGUUCCUUAAAACAGCAGACGACCUGUCAUAAAGAGGAUCUUUGAGUAGCUGUUUUGCAAUAGGUCCUUAAAAAACAGCAGCACUCCUGUCCGACAGUUUCUUUGACUAGCUUUGGUCUUUAAAAACAGCAGAGAUCUCCUGUCAUGAAGAGAAUCUUUGACUAGCAUUUUUUUUUUUUGUGCAGUAGAUCCUUAAGAACAUCAACGAGCUCCUGUCAUAUAGUUUCUUUGACCAGCGUCGAUCCUUAAAAACAUCAACAGAAUCUUUGAGCAGCACUUCUUUUUUACACUAGUUCCUUAAAACAGCAGACGACCUGUUAUAUAGAGGAUCUUUGAUUAGCUUUUUUGCAAUAGGUCCUUAAAAAACAGCAGCACUCCUUUCCGACAGUUUCUUUGACCAGUGUCAAUCCUUAAAAACAUCAACAGAAUCUUUGACCGGCACUUUUUUACAGUAGUUCCUUAAAACAGCAGACAACCUGUCAUAUAGAGGAUCUUUGAGUAGCUGUUUUGCAAUAGCUCCUUAAAAAACAGCAGCACUCCUGUCCGACAGUUUCUUUGACUAGCGUUGGUCUUUAAAAACAGCAGAGACCUCCUGUCAUUAAGAGAAUCUAUGACGAGCAUUUUUUUUUUUGCAGUAGAUCCUUAAAACAUCAACAAGCUCCUGUCAUAUAGUUUCUUUGACCAGCGUCGAUCCUUAAAAACGUCAACAGAAUCUUUGACCAGCACUUUUUUUUUUUGUUACAGUAGUUCCUUAAAGCAGCAAAUAACCUGCCAUAUAGAGGAUCUUUGACUAGCUUUUUUGCAAUAGGUCCUUAAGACACAGCAGCACUCCUUUCUGACAGUUUCUUUGACUAUCGUUGGUCUUUAAAAACAGCAGAGACCUCCUGUUAUUAAGAGAAUCUAUGACCAGCACUUAUUUUUUUACAGUAGUUCCUUAAAGCAGCAGACAACCUGUCAUACAGAGGAUCUUUGACUAGAUUUUUUGCAAUUCGUCUUCAGAACAGUCUCAAUUAGAGGAUUUUUGACAAGUCUUUAAAAACAGCUGUCCUCCUGUCACGCAGAGAAUCUUUGACUAGUAUUUAUAUGAUUUUUUUACAGUGUCCUUAAAAAAACAAAACUGAGUGCUCCGAUCAGAUGGAAAAUAUUUGACUAGUGUUUUAGGCAAUCGGUUCUUUAAAAGAGCAACGCACUUUUGUGUCAUGUAUUGGGAAUCUUUGACCAGCACUUCUUUUUUUUUUUGUACAGUAGUUCUUUAAAACAGCAGACGACCUGUCCUAUAGAGGAUUUUUGACUAUCUUUUUUAAUAGGUCUUUAAAAACCAGCAUCCUCAUAGCUUAAAAAUACAACAAAACUGAAACAUAUUGUUAAAGAAGAAGUCUUUUGUCACCUUCAUUGUCAUUUUUAGCCACAACAAACAAAUCCACCAGAUAAAAACAUACUUUUACUGAAAAUGUAACAAGUAAUGAUGACUUAUUUGUGUGAUGGAUGCACAUCCAGCUCAGUUGAGAUGACUCCUGUGCUGCAUUGAAGCCAAUUAAAGAUUAGUAGUCCACACAAACCACUAA